UACGUGUUGCUCAGUAGUAUCGGCCCAUGCUGGCAAUCUAGUUUGUGAGAGGCGUAAAAUAAGUAUCAAGAGCUUGAAUAAAUGCAAUUUAACGAUGCAAAGAAUGAAAUUCUGCAGGUGUUUUCAAAGACGGAGAGGCAACAUCUUCCAAAACUUUUAGAAUGGUUAAAAACAUCUGGUGAUCUGGAUGAUUUCCUGGUGGAUAACCAAAGUGUUAUUCUUCAAAGUAUUGCAGAGGACCUAAGGACUUGCCUUCCACUAGAGGCUAUGGCUCCCUCUGAGACCAUGGCUAUUCAGAAGACUCAACAGAAACCUCAUCCCACUAUGCAUGUAGAUGCAUUCUUAUAUGAUGAGGAAACUGUAGAUUCAUUGUGUGAAGAGGGAAAAAUGAGUCGCAACUACUGCCUCAACUGUGGAUCGCACAGAACAGCACCGUUGGAGUUCAUCUCACAUUCAUUCUCGAUCCCGGAGCUCCAGUUCCUAUUCCGCAACGUUCUUCCAGACCUCACAGGAAAACUGGUGGUGGAUGUGGGAUCUAGAUUAGGAGCUGUGCUAUUUGGGGGCUACCUUUACAGUGCAGCAUCUCAGCUUAUUGGGGUUGAAAUAAGUUCAGAGUUUGUCAAGCUUCAAACUAUGGCUGUACAGAAAUAUGGCUUCAGUGACAGAAUUCAGGUGAUUCAUGCAGAUAUCCGCUCUCAGGCUGCCUUAGUGCAAAAUACAGAUGUUUUGAUCAUGAACAAUGUUUUUGAAUUCUUCAUGGAACCAAGUGAUCAAAUCCAAGCUUGGCUGUUUAUUAAUAAAAAUUUCCGAAAGAAAGGUGCACUGUUAGUAACUGUACCCAGCAUUCAAGAAGCACUUGAUUUACUUCAGGAUGCUGUUUUCCUAGAGACAUUAGCACUCAGCCAAUGGAUAGAGGAAGUACAACUUGAUUACACUGUUUAUCUAAAAGAUGACACAGAUCCAGAUUCUCUCAAGCAAAUCCAUCUUUAUAUAGUACGUUGACAUUUAGGAGAGAGAGCAGAUGCAGUGGAACAAUGAAUAUGAUUAUCCUCAGUGAGGUCUUUAACAGGAUAGAU
Messenger RNA from Pimephales promelas (fathead minnow), 1076 nucleotides. RefSeq lists its product as uncharacterized. NCBI's taxonomy places the organism in Eukaryota, Metazoa, Chordata, Actinopteri, Cypriniformes, Leuciscidae. Gene Ontology annotation, molecular function: S-adenosylmethionine-dependent methyltransferase activity. The record is from RefSeq and is a predicted model, not a curated record.